This is a messenger RNA of Herpailurus yagouaroundi (jaguarundi), 1726 nucleotides long. It is a transcript of the gene CUNH14orf119, whose product is annotated as chromosome unknown C14orf119 homolog. The coding region runs from base 575 to 1003 and encodes 142 amino acids. Lineage: Eukaryota; Metazoa; Chordata; Mammalia; Carnivora; Felidae. The record is from RefSeq and is a predicted model, not a curated record. The transcript is spliced from 2 exons.
CCGGGUCAGACUCGGUGUUUGCGGGCUACCCUAGUAGGGCACACUUCCCGCUCUCCUACCGGUACAGCUGCCGCCUCCCGAUAUCUGAAUCCCCGCCACUCCCAUCUAAGGCUACGUUGCUCUUUGGGAUCUUAGAAUGCCAGGCUCCGUGGCCUCCAAAGUGGGCAAGUGGCGGCACCGUGUUUUUGGGCCCAGACUGUGAACUAAUUCAAAAUUAUUGAACUUGAGUUUGCUGUGGAGGCCAUGUCGCAAGACUAGGCAAAAGUUUCUCCUUUCCCCGAGUAAGAAUAAAGUUCCUUUAGGAGGGAUUGCUUCUUGGGGGAGCUCUGUGAAAAAGGCAACCUCCCUGUACUGUUUGGGUACUGAACUGAUGUUAAUUGCUUACGGAUUCUUCUCUUUGUCACUACAAAUACUCCAACCUGCAGCAGAAGAAACACAAACAGUAAAAUGGGUCAUAGACAAGUAGUUUAAAGUUUUCAUUGUUAGACAUUCAAACUGUGGAACUCAAACUAUUCAAGUCGACUGACCUUCCAUUUGCAUUACUGAUGCAAAUCAAUGACAGGGCAUCAAUAGGAUGCCACUGGAAUCAUCUUCCUCUUCGAUGCCACUAUCCUUCCCUACUCCCUUACCCUCAGUACCAGACAGUAUUACUAACUCUUCCCCACCCCCAAUGUCUUACAUCACUUCCCAGGAGAUGAAGUGUAUUCUUCACUGGUUUGCCAGUUGGUCAGGUCCCCAGCGUGAACGUUUCCUACAGGACCUGGUAGCUAAGGCAGUGCCGGGAAAAUUACAGCCACUGCUGGAAGGUCUGGAGCAGCUUAGUGUGUCUGGAGCAAACCGACCGCCUUGUAUCUUUGAGUGUCAGCUACGUCUUUGGGAUCAGUGGUUUCGAGGUUGGGCUGAGCAGGAGCGCAACGAAUUUGUCAGGCAGCUGGAGGUCAGUGAGCCAGACUUCGUGGCAAAGUUUUACCAAGCAGUGGCUGCUACAGCAGGUAAAGAUUGAUGGGCUUUAAAAUCAAAGAAGAUAAUCAUAUCUGAUGGAGCUGCAACUUUACAGUGAGAACUUCAAGUAUGUCACUUAACAGUCUAGGGAUGGUAUCCUGAUCAACUGACUGACCUUGUUGACCAGGACAGGCUUGGUUAUUUCAACUUUAAUAGCCUAUCAACUGGACUCCCAGCAGAAAUGUUUUCCAUCUAAGUAAAUUCAGAUCAGUCAGCCUCCUAGCUUGCUCCUUUCUACAUGUCAAACCCUCAAGAACUCAAUGGCUUCUUUUGCGAGUAUAACCAAAAGGAACCUACAUAUUCUAUAACUCAAGCCUAUUGCUGGCCCAUGAGGCUAUAAAGUAGAGCCUUCCUGCUCCAGAAACAGGAGAGAAGGACGAUGAAAGGUCACGUUUUUAUAGUUUAACUGGAUUCAGAUGGCUGAUUUCACCACUCUUACCAGAUUCUGGCAUAAUUGUGUGACAUCCCAACUAAGCUUCCCUAGUGAUGAUUUUGUAAAAGUAUGUAAAAAUCAGGAGAGGGAGAUAAUUGUUACUCCUUCCAUGCUGAUGUUUGUUUGAAUCCAAAUAGCAGUGGCUUUUUCUAAAGCAUAUUGUGAUAUCCUUGGAGCUGGUAACAAAUACCUGUUCUGUAAGUUUGCUCUCCAAUAUGAAAACAAGUGACACUCUUUAUAGGUUGAAGUGUUUAUUUUUUGUAUCAAAAUAAAGAAUCUUCAGAACCAUAA